CGAUCAUUCCUGAGCUGAUGCGCGGUGACAACACCCGGCCGGGGCCCACGCCGGGGAAAUUAGACCGUCCCGGGGGGGGCAGUGUCGGCUGGCGGGGGCGACAAACAUCUGCCGACCCCAGUGACAAUGGCCGUUUUUCACGACGAGGUGGAGAUCGAGGACUUCCAAUAUGAUGAAGACUCGGAGACCUAUUUCUACCCCUGCCCGUGUGGGGAUAACUUCUGCAUUACCAAGGAAGAUUUGGAGAAUGGAGAAGACGUGGCAACGUGUCCUAGCUGCUCCCUCAUUAUAAAAGUAAUUUAUGACAAGGAUCAGUUUAUGUGUGGAGAAACAGUCCCAGCCCCUUCCACUCACAAAGAAUUAGUUAAAUGCUGAAGAAGCCUUUAGGAAUCCACAUGCUGAACAUUUGGGAAUGAGCCAGGCUGGAAAAAUCAGAUGCAAAGUUAUUGUCUUCUUCCCGAGGACAGCCAUUCUGCAGCUGACUCAUGAAGGUGUGGGUCCUUGUCGCUGGCUGUCAAGUUCACUCCAAUUAAAGAAGCAAGUGCAGAACAUGACAUGCCUGGAUUUUGUGCUUAGAGCUUUGACUUGGAUGUGUUCUUAAUUUUCCAUGUGAAUUUUGUGUCUUACACCUGAUUUCUUCCUGCCCUGAUCACAGCAUCAUCUACCUCAAAGUCAUCAGGAUUCCUUAAUAAAAAAGGGGGUUAUAUUUUUGGCUUAGUUACAAAGAUUAUUAAAAUUAGCCCUUUCUUUGAAGUCGGACAUCAGAUUUGCUCUUCUAAACUCAAAUUAGCUGCUUCGUCCACAGCGCUUUCAGUUCCCAUACCAAGCCCGUCUUCACAGUCUUGCAUUCAAUCGAAUGUUCAUGUUCUGUUUAACACGCCACCUCCAUGCUACUUUUUACCUGGAGUUCUGGUCAUGGUAUUAAAGAGGAAAUACACCGAGCUCACCAUUUCUCCAGAGCGAAGAAGUAAGAAAGAAGUCAAAAAAGUGAAAUGAUCAAAGAAUCUGGAGUUUCCUUUUCAGUCUUCCGCAUGUUCCUCGAAAAUUGGGACAAGACAAAAAGAAAAGCAGCCGAAGGAAUGAAAUUGGUAGCAGAAUGAGAGGAGGAAAACUUGCCAACUUAUAAAUUAAGUGCUUGAAUGGUUUUGCCAGGUCAGAGCAGACAAUCACUAUGUAUCUGUCUCUUGUUUGUCUGUUUUCAGACGAGAUCGGGCGUGUUCAGGGUGGUAUGGCCAUAGACUCUUGUUUGUCUGUUUUCAGAUAAGGCUAAUGAAAUUGCUUUCGAGAUAGGGGUUCGCGUCAAGGCCCCAUGGUGGGCAGCAGUGUUUUCAGCGUUACCUCAAAAUCGACUCACUGCCCCUAAAGGUUAAAGCUUCUACAACUCUUUCGUUUGCCGAGGAUGAACUUGAAGAUGAGAUGCUGACUCUAAAUGAAAAUGUCCCUGGGGAUGCAUCAAGAUAGGCUGUCAGACUUCCUUUGCUGCAGUGUAGUAGCGAGAAAUCAAUCACACAAAAAUUCAAACUUUUAUAUACACCAUUUUGCUAUGUGUUUAUAAAAUUUAUAAGCUCACUGAUGUCUGGCAGGUUGUUUUGGGAACAGUUCCUGCAAUUGGAAAAAAUAGCUUGUCAGAACAUGACCUGUCACUGGUUGACACAUGUACUGCACACACUCACCGUGGGUUUAAAUUAAAACUAGGUGGCCUUUGAAAACACACACCAUGUUAUGUGCAGCCAUUAUAUUAAAUCAAAAAUUGUACGCCAGAAAUGCGUCGUACGUGAUACGGCAUUGUAUAGCAUAUGCCCGGAAUGAGAAGUCUCAUUGCUGUUCAGGGACACUGGUGCCCCAGAGGAACCCGCCAGUGAAUUGGAGCCUGCAGCCAUGUAGCUAAAAGCAUUUUGUGUGCUAACUGCUGGGAAUUAACUGCAAAGAGAAACGAACUGUUGCAGGCUCAAAUAUGAUGCUUUGUAAGUCCUAAUACUAACUCCUUAAGCUGAUAAUGAAUUUCAGACAGGAACAGGCACCCCUGAUGUGGGUCUACUGCAAACAUAGAGGGAAUAAAAGAGCCCAAUCCAAGCAUCCCGGGAGAAAAAAACUGCACUGGAAAUCAGUGAUCAGUGAUAAUCUGCAGUGAUGGGAAUGAUUUUGUUUCCAAAGCCACCGAGUUCAUAAAUUUGUUAACUACAAAAGAGCAAGGUUUAAUCCUAUGUGAAGCAGAAAGUAAAACCAGGGUCUUUCGGGUAUAAGUAGAGUUCUGUGUGAUACUGUGCACCUUGUGUACCUUGCCAGGCCUUUCAGACCACCUCUGAGAACUGAUUUGUAAACCAGGCUCUGUCUCUUACUAACUUUGUAGUCUUUGGCAAGGCCAGCGGAUUUGUCACCUCUACACUUAGGAGACUAGAUCAGAUGAUUUCUAAACUGUCAGUGCUAGAAUUUCAGCCUUCAUUGCUUGCCAGAGCUGAAAUGGUCAUUGAAACCUUUAUAAACUCAAAACUAAAUCAUGAACUAUUAGAGAGACCCCAUGCCUCUUUAGUGACUUGAUGUUACCACACUUCUGAGUUUGAAAAUAAAGUCAACUAACGGAUUCUGCAUAUAUUUUAGUGUACUUAUCCAGAAGCACUUUUUUGGGGGGAAAGCACCCAAUGCUUCUGAUUGCUGUGCCUAUUAAUUUAUUAUCAGAAUACAUUUUAUUGACAUGCUAAAUAAAAUCAUAAUUCAAAUCCA
This is a messenger RNA of Suricata suricatta (meerkat), 2721 nucleotides long. RefSeq names its product diphthamide biosynthesis 3 (gene DPH3). The transcript has 3 exons. Bases 127 to 375 code for a protein of 82 amino acids. The record is from RefSeq and is a predicted model, not a curated record. Gene Ontology annotation, biological process: protein histidyl modification to diphthamide. NCBI's taxonomy places the organism in Eukaryota, Metazoa, Chordata, Mammalia, Carnivora, Herpestidae. Gene Ontology annotation, molecular function: metal ion binding.